AUGGAACCGUCAGCGGUACAAGAGAAUGUUUCCGUGAAGGCUGAGCCCUGUGAGGCGUGUAUAACAGACAAGCCGUCGAUCGAGGAAUCGUUUGUGAAAGAUGAACCUUUGCUGGAUGACGUGUGUGUAAAAGACUCCAGGUGCGAUGGCGUGUCUAUAAAAGCCGAGCCCUCGUGCUCAGAUGUGAGUGUGGAUGACGAAUCGCUUGGCGUGAGCGCGGCGGCCGCGGCGGCGGAGCUGUACGCCGAUCACGUGGUGAAAGAUGAGCUCGUGCUCGGCCCCGUGCUAGUGGAGCGGCGCAUGCGCCACGCACCAACAGGACCCACUCCACAGAAGACACCAACAAGUAGACUCGAAACUUUUCAAUGUGCCCACUGCCAAUACGCAACAUUUAGAAAACCAAGCUUAAUUAGUCAUUUGAUGAAACAUACUAGUGAAAAGGUAUACAAGUGUUACCAGUGUACCUUUUCUUGCAGCUACAAGAGUCUUAUGCAAGUUCAUGUAAGGACACACACGGGUGAAAAGCCUUAUACAUGCGAACAAUGUAGUUAUGCUAGUGCCCACCAAAGUGAUUUGCGACUUCAUGUAGAGACUCAUUCUAAUGAGAAACGUAACCAGUUACAAAACAUCUUUACUAAUCCAUAA
This is a messenger RNA of Cydia amplana, 645 nucleotides long. Its product is annotated as zinc finger protein 37-like. Lineage: Eukaryota; Metazoa; Arthropoda; Insecta; Lepidoptera; Tortricidae. The transcript has 3 exons. Gene Ontology annotation, biological process: regulation of transcription by RNA polymerase II. The record is from RefSeq and is a predicted model, not a curated record. Gene Ontology annotation, molecular function: DNA-binding transcription factor activity, RNA polymerase II-specific; RNA polymerase II transcription regulatory region sequence-specific DNA binding. Bases 1 to 645 code for a protein of 214 amino acids.